Messenger RNA from Acanthamoeba castellanii str. Neff, 921 nucleotides. Its product is annotated as UDPGal:betaGal beta 1,3-galactosyltransferase polypeptide 6, putative. Gene Ontology annotation, cellular component: membrane. NCBI's taxonomy places the organism in Eukaryota, Discosea, Longamoebia, Acanthamoebidae. The record is from RefSeq and is a predicted model, not a curated record. The transcript is spliced from 2 exons. Bases 1 to 921 code for a protein of 306 amino acids. Gene Ontology annotation, molecular function: hexosyltransferase activity.
AUGUUGUUCGCGCUGAUGAUGGGUGGCUUCGUCCUGCUGGCCGGCCACGUCCUCCUCUCCGACAUGGCCUUCGCGCCCAUGCUACAGCUGUCAUCGUCAGCCCAACAAACCCCGACCACCCUCAACGCAGAGCCACACCCGCCGCUCAAGGUGCCCGUUGCCGUCGGCGUUCUCAGCUCGGGCAAAUCACAAGAACGACGCAUGCUGUGGCGCAGCACGCUCCUCCCCAUCGUGCGCCAGCUCACCGAACUCCAGCACGGGGCCGACUACGUACUCAAGUUCAUCGUCGGUCGAGGACUGAGCGAGGCGGAUGAGGCGGCUGUGGCGGGGGAGAGCCAGGAUUACGAAGACAUCAUGCGCGUCGACUGCGGGGAGAGCCGGCUCAACCUGACCUGCAAGCUGAUCGAGAGCUGCCGCGCGUUCGUGCGCGAUUACGACUUCCGCAUGCUGUUUCGGGUCGAUGACGACUCCUUCACGCGGCUUGAUCGGCUCCUGCCCGAGCUCAUCCGCCGCCAGAACGAGACCGCGCUCUACGAGGGCUGCGCCCUGCUGGGCCAGCCGAUCGGCCGCGAAGGGUCCGAACCCGAGACCAAGCUGCCCCACAACUCGCAGUACAUGCCCUACCACUCGGGCAGCGCCGUGGUGCUGUCGCGCGACCUGGUCGAGUACGUGGCCCACCCACCGCAGGAUCUCAAGCUUGUCCGUCUGGUCGCGGACGACGCCGCACUCGGCCUGUGGCUCGCCCCGUUCGAGCUCAAGUUCACCGACCGGCCCGACUUCAACGCGUGGGGCGGCAAGGAGGACUGCCCCGUGGCCGACUCGAGCCCCGUCGUGCUUCACUAUUUCGGGCUGGAGCGGUGGAAGGACUGCGCUGCACGCAUCAUCUCCACCCUGUCCCUCCAGCAGCAUCAACCUGCUUGA